Messenger RNA from Acipenser ruthenus (sterlet), 4429 nucleotides. Its product is annotated as deubiquitinase DESI2. NCBI's taxonomy places the organism in Eukaryota, Metazoa, Chordata, Actinopteri, Acipenseriformes, Acipenseridae. Gene Ontology annotation, biological process: protein deubiquitination. The record is from RefSeq and is a predicted model, not a curated record. The coding region runs from base 1248 to 1838 and encodes 196 amino acids. The transcript is spliced from 5 exons. Gene Ontology annotation, molecular function: deubiquitinase activity.
GCGCAUUCUCAUUCAGAACCUAUCGCAAGAGGAUCUGGCAGGGAGCUCGAAAUACGCCUCCGGUGAGGGUGAUGUCAUCCGCCUUUCCCUGAGAAGUGUUACAGAGAAUAUCCGAGACAGAGGAAGCUCGACUCCGCUUAUGCGGAGGAUGCUCUGGGGUUAGGAUAAAGUACAGGACCCACAGAAAGGGAAUGAAAAACAACCGUCUGCUGCCAGCUGUGAAACAAACCAUAUUCAUUUAGCCGAAGACAAUUGCCUAGCACCAAGGAUCACCACAAAGCCAGUCUGUAUUAUUUUCAAUACAGCAACAACGACAUCUGCUUAGUACUUUACUGAAAUUACAUCUGUCAAGGUCCUGACCUGUUGUAUCGAUUUGGUCACAGGCUUUUUUUUUCAGUUAGUACUUACAAACGCGGCAUCAUUAUUAUCAUUGUUAUCGUCGGACAGAAAAAGCUUGAGCGGCGCCGCAAGAUUGAUGUUUCAAACUGGCUUCUCUGAAAGACACAAUUCGACCUCGGACAGGAUCCCUGCGUUCAGCACCUCGGAUAGCUCCCGUUCCAUCCUCCGGAGGAGUACCAACUAACACGGAGCCUGCGGUGUUUCCCGCCGCUCUGCUUACUCUCGGCGCCCCCCAGCAGCAACACACAUCACGGAAUCGAACAACACAUCAUAUUGAAACUGCUCCGAGCCGAUUCAGCACCAGGCUGAGCCAAACGCCCUUUUCUAACAGCUUGAAUCGAGUAAAUGACAUAUACACCUCGGAUGAGCCGUUUGAACUUGUUUUUACUUUAUUUAAUUAACACGUUUUUUGUUUUUUUUAUCUGAACGUUUCUAAAUAAAUAGACUAAUUCAUAUAUUGUAUUAUAGACAUCCUCUGACCAACGCUGCUGGUGUUAACGUAUACUACCUUUGUAACACACUACCUCUAGAAUCGUAAGUAAAAGCGACUUUGUCUGCAGAUUGAACGAAACUGGAAUGCUGGGGGCGGACAAAGUCGAAUUCCAUCCCAAUUCUACGCUGUUCUAAAUUUCAAAAGUUAUUGUGUGAAAUAGUAUUACUUAUAAGGAGCAAAGCCACACGAACGAAUCCGUUGGACAUUGUGUGUGUUUAAAUAUAAUAUUAAUGAAACUCAAUAUUCCACCCAGGAUCUCCUGCUCGAGGAAGCCGGGGGUCUCUUCCAUCACGCAAUAAUAAACUUCAUUAUACCGGGGGAUUCGUACUUCCCUGCAGCUAGGAGGACUAGCACCAUGGCCAAUGAACCUGUGAUCCUCAACGUGUAUGAUAUGUACUGGAUAAAUGAAUACACUUCCACCCUGGGGAUCGGAGUCUUCCAUUCAGGGAUUGAGAUCUACGGGAGAGAGUUUGCUUACGGAGGACACCCCUACCCCUUCAGUGGGAUCUUCGAGAUCACUCCAGGGAACGCCACGGAGCUCGGAGAGACCUUCAAAUUCAAAGAGGCGAUCGCGCUCGGGACCACAGACUUCGCUGAGGAGGAUGUGGAUAAGAUCAUGGAGGAGCUCGGGAAGGAGUUCAAAGGCGACGCCUACCAUCUGAUGCACAAGAACUGCAACCACUUCUCCUCAUCCCUGUCUGAGCUCCUGUGUGGGAGGGAGAGCCCUCGCUGGGUCAACCGGCUGGCCUACUUCAGCUCCUGCAUCCCCUUCCUCCAGAGCUGCCUGCCCAAGGAGUGGCUGACCCCCGCUGCCCUGCAGAGCCACAUCAGCCUGGGCCUGCACAAAGAGGAGGCAAGCGAGUCCAGCGACGAUGACACCCCCUCCGCAGCGGGGGGCGCUGCAGGCCCCAGCUCCUCACACAGCUGCAAGCACACGCGGGUCUGAGCCUCCACCACCAGCAGCAAUCACACACAGCCAGCCAGCAGGGCGGCGCCCCUGGGGUCUGCAGUACAGUGUGCCUGUGUGUGUGUGAGGACUGGACUGAGGAAAAGGAUUGACAAGCCCACUUAGGAUAUGAACCCUGAUCUUCUGGCUCCUGCACCCUGGGCCAACAACAGGCCACCAACCUUGAAGGAGCUGUACCUCAGCAGGGAGACACAUUCUACAGAAAUCAGUGAAUGGAACUAUUGCUUUUUAACAAGGCCAUUCCCACCAUGUCCUGGGAGCUGCAGUGUGGUGCACUGUUCUCUGAACCUCAACUGACAUAUGCUACCUUAGUUAGAGGCAUUACUGUAGUUUAAUGGGAACUGGGGACUGUUCUGAAUUAAUUUAACAGUGUUCAAUAGCCAUCAGGUACAGGGAAGUUAGAGCGUCUCAAGUCCUACGCAUUGCACGUCUUCAUAAAUAGGAGUUAAGAAUUUUUUUUCCAUGUUUCUACCGCCUGAAUGGAAUUUUUCAAAAUUUUGGAAAAAUACGACCUGAUUUGUCAAUAAUAGUAUUGUAGCCUUUAUUAAUCAGGUUAUUUUAAAUCUUGUCAAGGAUCCUUUUUGUAAUAGAAAAGGAAAGCUAUUUCAUUUUCUAAUCAGUAUUAAAUGGAAGUAUAAUUACAAUUUGAAGUGCUCACUCGGUUUCCUUCUUGUGUGUUUUUAUGUGUGAAAAUAAAACCUGAUAAAACCUGCGUUUCAAUGUUAACACUGAUAACAGAGUGGCAGCUAUAGCCUUAGAUCAUUAACGGGUUUGUUUAGUAUAACAUUUUUGGGAUGUAAAGAUAAUGUCAUAAUUAAGGCUGUAUUGAUUUCAUGGUUAUCACGGAUUUCAUGAAUUCCAUGAAAUGUUCCCAUUGCUGUGUAAUAUGUAGUUCCCUGUGAAAUUCCUGUUUAUGAAACAAUAGUGUAAAUAUACAUAUUUUUAUCACUUAAAAAUACAUACAGAAAAUCUUUGCCUUAUUGACGCACUACCUGUUACACUGCAUUUAGGAACCAGCUUCCGGUAAGGUGAUUUCAAAUGUCAUCAACGAAAUAGACAGCAACUGCAUCAAAGAUCAGAAAUAUUUCUGCUGAAGAUCGCUCUGUCCAGUACAAGAAGGGGAUAUUUCACGUGGCUGUUGUUAUUGUUCCAUUUAUUUAUGUUUUUAUUUUGUUUGAUAAUUCACUGGUGAUAAAAAUAGAAUCUUUAAAAGGUGGACAUAAAAAACGAAACAUUCUUCAAUUUAAAAUGUACUGUUUCAGGUAAGCAUUUAAAUAUUUAGGAACAUUUGUUGUAGAUUUCCAUUACAUGAGAGCAGAUGUUAAAACUUCAUGCUGAUUUGAACUCGGCUCUCGCCAAGAUAAAGUGAUCAGUUUUGAAUGUGACAACGCUAUUUUUUCUGAUUUAAUAAAUGAAUCUUGAAAUAUAUCUUGAAAUAUCUAUUUCUAGACCAUGAAAUGUUGUGAAAUAAGCCAUUUUUUACAGUGAAAAAAUGCAGCCGUAGUCAUAAUAUGAUACACAUGGCGACAGGACGGGUUACUUGUAUGAUGCAUAAUGAGAUUAAUAGAAACAAAAGAUAUGCUAGGGAGAGAUGCAUUCAUACCAACUACUGUAUACUGUGAACUACAACGAGCUAUGUUGUGCAUUUGGUCUUGUGUCACAGUUCAUAACUAUUAUUAUACGUUAUUUCAUUGAUACACAGUGAAUCGUUACACUUCUAAUGAGUUCUAGAAUUGCUUUAGAAUGAUCUCCAUUUAUCUUGUUACCUUGCAACUUUACAUACAUUUAUUACAUUCACAUAUUGUUACAAUAAUGUCAUACACUAACACGGACUUGUGCCUCUUUCAGUCCUUUCCAAACCUGGUUCUUCUUCAACCAUGUCCUUAGUUACUUAAAUGGUAAAUAAUAAGGAUUCUACCUGGCCACUUUAUUAGGACACUUAGAUAUUGGGUUGGACCACCGUUUGCGCUGAUCACAUCUUCACACUAUGUGGCAUAGACUCCACAAGGUGCUGGAUGGUUUUCUGAGGGAUGUUAAUCCAGCAGUCUUUAAUAUUUCAUGUGAUUGGUGCUGAGAGGCAGGCAGAUGAUCGUGAUGAAUGUGUCCUUCUUUGGAUUGAGAUCCAGGGAUUGUGGUGGCCAUGGAUGAUGCCUGAAGUCUCUGUAAUGCUCCUCAAACCUUUCGUGUACAUAUGUAUCUGACAUGGUGGAUCGGUGCACUAUCACCUUGAAAUAACCAUCAGGGUACAAAUGCAGCAUUGUUGGGUGAACUUGAUCUGCAGCGAUACUAUGGCAUUCGCUCAGCCUUCCAUAGUAAUCAAGGAACCCAGGGCAAUACCUGUCCAGGUAGACCUGUCCUAAUAAAGUGGUCUGGCAGUAUAGGUUUAUAUAGUGUUCAAUUCUGGGAUUGAACAGUGUUGUGAUUGUGGAGCUCCAGUGUUGUGAUUGUGGAGCUCCAGUGUUGCCAUUGUGGAGCUCCAGUGUUGUGUCAUUGUGGAGCUCCAGUGCUGUGUCAUUGUGGAGCUCCAGUGCUGUGUCAUUGUGGAGCUCCAGUGUUGUGAUUGUGGAGCU